Molecule: messenger RNA, 2496 nt
Organism: Emericellopsis cladophorae
Lineage: Eukaryota; Fungi; Ascomycota; Sordariomycetes; Hypocreales; Bionectriaceae
Product: Heterokaryon incompatibility protein 6
Exons: 1
Coding region: 1-2496 (831 amino acids)
Source: RefSeq, a predicted model, not a curated record
AUGCGUCAGCCUCGUGGACUGAGCUUUGUCAAGCGCACGCUCGACAAAUUGGCGCCGAACCGCGACAGCAAAGACGCAUCCUCGAAAUCCUCGAAACGUAAUGGCACCGGCACCACCACAUCUGACCUGUCGUCGGUGCGGGCCACGGGCGCCCUCACCUCGGGGUCCGUGACGACCCUCGCCAACAGCGUCUACUCGGAGCGGCUCGAAGACUUUUCCCGCACCCUGGCGGACCAGUCGCCCGGCAAUGACAAGUACCCCAUGCUCCGGCUCAACGACAAUCUGAGCGUCGCGAUAGGGGACUCUUUCGAGGGGAACCCCAGCAGCAACAUUGAGGACACGGUCAAGUUCGACUAUGGAACCGUGCGCGAGCCCAAGAGGAUCCGUCUGCUGCUCAUCUUCCCGGCGGCGCACUACAAGGACAUGCUGGAGACGAUCAUGUUCCACGCCGACCUUGAAGAGGUCCCCUUCCAGGCGCUGUCCCACACGUGCCCCGAGAAGGGACGCAUCAGAUGGAUGCACUGCAAUGGACGUGGGCUGUCCGUCACGGAGAGCAUGUACCAGGCCCUGCUUGGCGUGCGAAACGCGGCCCAGCCGGACGCCUUUAGCAUCGUGUGGGCGGAGGCGGUGUGUAUCGACCAAGAGGACGUGCGCGAUAGGGAGAGACACUUGCAUCUGGUCAGGGACAUUUUUUCCAGCGCGCACGCCACACUGGCUCAUCUGGGCGGUACCGAGGACCAACGGCGCAAGGCGUUUGAGACGAUUGACAAGCUACAUGAAGCAUGCAAGUACGACGAGUUCCGGGACAGGCUCGAGCAGGAUGAGCUUGAUCUCUCGUCGCUGAACCAUCUCUGCAUUGAAGACAUCAACCUCGAGAUCCCCCCCGAGAACCGUCUCGAGAUCACGCGGCUCUUCUCGCACCACUGGUUCGAGCGGAUCUGGAACUGGCAGGAGGUCGGCGUGUCGAGAAAGGUGUGCAUCAUGUACGGCGGCGGACUACGGACAUGGGGCUACUUUGCCGACGCGGCAUGGUGCAUGUAUCAGCUGCGCUGGGAGACGUCCAUCAGCGACGACUGCCUCGCGCCCGGCGUGUCCCGGGACGACCUCAAGCACUACCACAUCCUCCACCUGGACGAGCACCGCGACGGUGCCCUCAACGGGACGACUUUUACCCUGCUCAGCCUGCUGACCGAGUCGCGCCACUUCACCGCCGCGCACCCGCUGGACCGCAUCUUCGCCCUGUACCCGCACCUCGGCAACUCGCGCGAGCGGGACAUUGUCGAGGCCUUUUUCGACUACAGCCUGCCCAAGCUUGACAUGUAUCUCAACGUCGCCCUCAACUGCAUCCUCUCCCACCGCACGCUCGACGUCCUCCACCUCGCGCACAACGACGACCUCGACGCCGCCGCGGCCACGGGCUGGCCGUCCUUUGUGCCCGACCUGUCGCGACGGGACAAUAUGCGCAUGCUCGGGUGCAAAAACGGCCGUCGCUCGUGGCACUACCACGCCGCCGCCGACACCGCGCCGCAGCUGACCAUCCUCCACCACCCGGGCACCACCCGCGAGGGCAUCCCCUGGUUCUCGGACGACGUGCACAUCGUCCUCAAGGGCAUCGAGGCCGACGAGAUUGUGGCCCUCGGCGCGGAGAUGAAGGGCCCCACGCUGGGCUCGCACAACUUCCUCGCAGACUGGGUCAACACCGCCCUCAUGACGGAGCCGGGCCACAAAUUCUACACCACGCCCGAGCUCAAGAGGGCGAGGGAGGUGCUGCACGCCACCAUGAAGGACCACAAGCUGCACGGCGGCAAGAACCCAGAGUCCAACGCCAUGUGGGCGUCUCGACGCACCUCACUCCGCUCCGGCUCCAAGGAGAGACGGCCCACGCCCGAGUCGUCGUCGCGGUCCUAUCUCCGCAGCACCUUUGCGCCCGGUCUCAUCGAGAGACUGCAGAAGCUCGACAUUGACGCGGACGCCGUGCGAGAUGCGGACAAUGGCAUGGACCCCCUCACCAGCCUGCCGCACGACAAGAUGUACCCCGUCGGGGACGUCUCCGUCGUCGAGGCCUUUUGGCGCACCCUGGUCAAGAACCAAGACGAAAUCGGCCGCGAAGCCUCGUCCGAAAUGGGUCCCGCCUGCUUCGAGCCGUGGUUCAAGGCCAUGAGUGGCAGUGUCAGUCACAUGCUCGAGGCCCUCGCGCACGGGCAGUCGGACGAGUCGCGUCAACGUCCGGAGCCGCUGUUCAACGACCUGGUGCACAUGGCCUGCAACGGGACGCGGAUGGCGCGCACGAGCCGGGGCUUCAUCGGCACGGUGCCCCGUGGAGCCAAGGUGGGCGACAGGGUUGUCGUGCUGUAUGGUGGGCAGACGCCGUUUGUCCUGCGGCGCGAUGAGGAGGGCGAUACGUACCGGUUGGUGGGCGACUGCUACGUGCACGGCUUGAUGGAGGGCGAGGCCCUCAACAUGGAGCUGGAAGAGCACAAGUUUGAGCUGCAUUGA